AUGUCGCUGCGCCCUUUCGUACAAUUUGCGCAUGUCUUUCGCCAUGGCCAGAACAUUGGACCCAUAAUCCAACACCUGGGGCCCUUUACUCGAUCUUAUGACAGCAUUCGCGCAUACCAUCCUGCAAGGAAACACACCAACAGAGCUUCAUUCACACCGAGUUUACUUAGCGAUCGUUUGAGACCUGCACAUACAAUCCAAAACCAUGGCAAGAUCUCAUCAAUCAGUCAGUGCCGCCAUGAAUCCUCAAGCAGCGAUCCAGAGCUCUGCGCCCACUGCCGAGGCAAAAUAAACCCGAAGCACCGAAGGCUAGUCGAUUCCAACGACCGCACGAAAGGCUGGCACUGCAGAGCAUGCAUCCGCAUCGUUAAAGCUCAAGGCGCCCUUCCAAACGAGCAACAACUUGCAUCCAUGCGCCGACGAAGACUGUGGAAGGAAAGCGGCGAGUUGCAUAAGUCAAGCCCGUGCCGUAAAUGCGGAAUUGAGACUGCCCCGACAUCAAGGCGUCAAUUCGUCGACCCGGACAAUCCCUAUGCUGGCUUCCACUGCCGAGCAUGUGUCCAGCGUGCAAUACUCCCGGCCGAGCUAGAAAUACAAAAUGCCCAAUAUGGGAUCUGGCAUGGUGGUCUUGGGCCUGGGAUUCCGAUUGCGCACAAACGCGAAUAUCCUUGUGAUCACUGUGGUGAACCUGUUACACCGGAAAAGAAGCGGCGUUAUGUUGAUUCCGGGAAUUCAUCGGCUGGAUAUUACUGUCGGUCUUGUGCGCGGCGCUUGUGUCUUGAGGAUAAGUUGCCAACCGAGGCACAAUUAAAGGCUAUCAAGGUGCUACGUGGGAAACUGGCUAAGUUUGUGACUGCACGGAAACAGAAAAACCCUUGUCAGCACUGUGGCGAUAUAACUUUGCCCGGGAGCAGGCGCACGCUUGUCAAGUCUGGGGACUUUUCUUCUGGGUAUUACUGUCGGCCUUGUGCUCAGCAUCAGCGGAUGAAGGAUGAAUUGCCUAGUGAGAUGGCGAUUAGAGAUCGUAGGCUGCGCAAACAUCUCAAAUUGAAACGUCUGCGUUUGUUGGAAUAUCAGCAGAAACUGCAGUCCGAGACGGAGCAGGCAGAGCAGGCCAAGUCAACAGAGACCCCUGAAGAGAAGGAUCAAGGCUGA
Molecule: messenger RNA, 1155 nt
Organism: Penicillium arizonense
Lineage: Eukaryota; Fungi; Ascomycota; Eurotiomycetes; Eurotiales; Aspergillaceae
Exons: 1
Coding region: 1-1155 (384 amino acids)
Source: RefSeq, a predicted model, not a curated record